AUGGAAAUAACAUGCAAUAACUUCAAGGAGAUUUAUCGUGACCUCGAAAAUGUGGUGAAGAAGGCCUCGUUUGUUGCUGUUGACGUCGAGUUUUUGGGCCUCGACCCGGAGGAUUCGACUCUAAAAUGCUCGCUUUUCGAUUCUCCCGCGGAUAGAUAUCGAAAGCAGCGGGCCUCUGUGCAGCGAUUCCCACCCAUUCAACUCGGCAUCGCAUUUUUUACAGCACACGACUCGGGCUUCAAAUACAAAGUCGAUGUCUACAAUGUGUUCCUCUUCAAAAAUGGCCUCUCCCGACACGAAUGUUCGUUCUCCGUUGCUUCAUUGGCGUUUCUCGAAUCACAUGGCUUCGAUUUUAACAAGUUGAUUUCGGAGGGUGUUUCUCAUCUGAAUUUGGAUGAGCAGAAGAAAGCGCUCGACGAAUUGACAUCAAAGAAUGACACGGCUCGGUACUUCUCGCAUGAAUUUCAAUCACUCUUCGAGCAUAUUCAAUCGAUUCUCCACUCAAAAUUGGCUAAAAUUCGACGCAAAACGACCGGGAGCGAGGGAGCAAGAGAUUUAAUCUGGGAAGAAUUUCACAUCCUCAUCGGUGAGACUGAGAUGAGCCCUCUUCACAACGCCUUUUUGCUCUACAAACUGUACGCAACGGUACCGGGGAUUCGACUGGAUAUCACUGGAAAUUUGCUCACUUGUUCUCCAGUCCGCCCAUCUCUUGACGAAGUAAAAGAAAAGAAGGCCGAUCUACUGAAAACAGCAGUGAAUGAAUUGGCCGGUGCAUCGGACAUUGUAAUGGCAAUUAUUGAGAAUCGGCUGCCAAUCAUCGGCCACAAUUGUCUCUUUGAUCUCCUUUACUUGUAUCAACAUUUUAUUGCAGAUUUGCCUGAUGACUACGAGAAAUUCAAAGAAGUUGCGACUGCCGUUUUCCCGAUUGUCAUCGACACAAAGAUCUUGGCGGAAGAAAGCAAAAAUCAAUUGUCCUGGCACGGAAUCGUCGACUUUCGUUUAGAGAAUUUGAGCUCAUUUUGCGAAAGUGAGGCCCCAAGUCGACUCGGCACUUUUCCAACAUUUGAGUAUUCACACGGAUUUUCGGUUACUGGAAGGACAUCGCGACGGAAUAAAUAUAAACGAACAACCUUUCACAAUGCGGCCUAUGAUGCUUUGGUGACCGGGCAAGCCUUUGUGAAAUUGGGUCAUCUCAUUGCUAAACCAAGUGGAAAUCCAAGCCCUCUCCCAUUUCGAACUCUUCUAUACACGGUUCGCCCAUUUGCGUGUCGGAUUCCUGUUCCACUUCUGUGCAUUCCAUACAUUAACUUACUUGGAAUGGAUCCACCUCCACGUUAUCCCGAAGAAAUUGUCCUUGAAGUGAUUGUUGAAGAGGGACUCGAUUCACUGCACAAAGAUUUGAGAGCUCAAUUUGGACGGUGGCGUUGUGAGGCAAAAAUCGAUGGUUUGAUGGUACGACUUGCCACCAACACUGAUACUACUUAUCGUCGCGUAUUCAACUUCUAUGCGUACCAUCCAUCAUUCCGUGUCGUCUCAUCAACAAACUCUUCUUCGACUACUUCACUAUCGGAUGGAUCGGAUACAGCUUCGUCUUGUUCUUCAACGACAAAUAUUUCCACACCAAAUAAGGAUUGUCAGAUAAGGCCUCGUUCCUACUCCGUCAGCUCGAACGAUUCGCAAGGCAGUAAAUCUCAAUAUGGUCUUCAGAAGAGGAGCGAUGAUGGCUCCACACUCUCUACUCAAGGAUCUCCAAUGCUUCGAUGGGUUCUCCACGCGGGUACGGCCAUCCUAUCCAGCCAAUUUCGCCCAUUUGCUGUCACUAACCCC
Mesorhabditis belari is the source of this 1827-nucleotide messenger RNA. NCBI's taxonomy places the organism in Eukaryota, Metazoa, Nematoda, Chromadorea, Rhabditida, Rhabditidae. The record is from the annotation of a GenBank genome assembly.